Molecule: messenger RNA, 3074 nt
Organism: Vanrija pseudolonga
Lineage: Eukaryota; Fungi; Basidiomycota; Tremellomycetes; Trichosporonales; Trichosporonaceae
Exons: 3
Coding region: 540-3074 (844 amino acids)
Biological process (GO): DNA-templated transcription
Cellular component (GO): nucleus
Molecular function (GO): DNA binding; zinc ion binding
Source: RefSeq, a predicted model, not a curated record
CUGCUGCUGCUGCUGCUGCUGCUCUUGCGACGGGCACUGUCAGCAUCGAGUUUACCACUGCUCUCUUGUCCACGACUAGUGCUGUCGAGUCUACUAUCGCCGCCACCCGCCUCGACGCACGACGCACGCUGCACGACCCCGCCGACGCCUGACCACACGGCCACCACCUCCCCCACGACCACGACCACUCUCGGGACCGACCGAAGAUAACAACGACAUCCACCCGCCCGCACACCACAGCCGUGUCCGACACGGCGCCUUAGUGCAUUCACGACCCGGGAUCACUGCCUAGCGGGAUCCCCAUCAUCCCGGAGCUGCUCCGUCGACGACGACUUGUCCGCUCCUGCUCGCUCCUCAACGAGCCCGACGGUUGUUGUUGACAUUGACAUUGGCCACCUAAGCCUCGGCGCAGACGACCGCCAGUAGCCGUUACGAUAUCGUCCCAAACCCUCACGCGCGCACCCAACGGCGCGUCCCCAACGUCCCCGCCCAGUGGCAAGCCCAGCUGGGUCACCUCGCCGAGGGAGCAGGCGUCCAUCAUGUCCGUGUCUGCCGUGCUCAGCGAGUCACCGUCGCCGCCGCGCCCCAACAGCUCGGGUGCGGCGAGUGCGAGUGCAAGUGCGAGCACGAGCGCUGCGGCGACUAAUCCGCGCACGUCAACUGCUCCCACUAGCCCCAGUGGGAAGGCACGCUCGGAGCGUACGCCGAGCCCAGUUGCCAACAACAACACCGCCAAGCGCCGCAAGACGGCGCGCGCAUGCGACCCGUGUCGAAUGCGCAAACUCAAGAUAGACAAGCGGCGACUCCGCACUCUGGUCGAGCGCGCCGAGACAGACUCCGAUCGGAAAUGGAUCGCAGAGCAGGUCGCCUCCAGAGGUAUCUACACCGCGAGCACCGAUCUAGGCGCGCAGCGCAAAGCGAGGCCGUCAGCCGUCGGUUCGACAGCCGCGCUCCUCGCGCAGCUGCCACUUGACCACACGGCGGCGCAGGUGGCGGGAUCUCCGCCGGCCGCGGCGGUGUCCAAGCCGGCGAGCCGCGUGGCGAGCGCCGCUGCGUCGCCCGAGCGUGAGCGGAAGCGCGCACGCAAGACGAGCCUGCCCGUCUCGGCGCCAAUGAGCAUCAGUAUCGGCUCACUGGUCGGCACGACCGUCGAUGCGCCGGGUAUCCGGCGUGCCAAGUCGGAUGUCGCGCCGUCGACUUCGGCCACCACGACGAACGGGGGCAGCUCGGCGCCCACAUCGCACCGCGGCUCGCUGUCGGGUGCGAGCUCGUCCGCGUCGCGCUCCUUCAGCCUGUGGGACCCGACGCCGACGCCCGCGCUCACCGCGUCCCCAGACGACCCCGACAAGCAGUUCCACCUGCAGACGCCGGGCGCGUCGACGUCGCGCCUGCCCGAGGUCGAGGAGGAGGCCGAGCGCGUGCACCGCAGCGCCAGCAAGCCGCGCGACGCAGAGUGGUACCCCGAGCACUCGCCGGCGCCGUCGCGUUCCUCGACCCCGCCCCCGCUCAAGACUUCGACCGUCGAGCCGUUGCUUAUGGGGCCGACGAGCGCCAUUUCUCUCCUGGGAGAGGGGUUCGAGCCGCACGUCGUCGACGCGCACGACCGGCGGUUCGGCCUUUUCCGCCUGGAAGAAGGGUUUGUGUAUAAUGGAAACUUGCCCGAGACUGUCGACAGCGUAGACGACGGCGUGUCGCGGCGGCAGCUUGAAAUCGAUGUUGUGGACAAGCUGUACGGGUUCUACGUGCGCGAGAUCGCGCCGCUGUUCCCCGUCAUUGCGCCCCACCGCAUCCCGCCACCUGACCGCAUCGCGCCGCCGCUGCUGUUCGCCAUGCUCGGCGUGGCGGCGCUGCAUCGCUCGGUGCCGUUCGAGAUCUACCACGGCGUGCGAAUGCGUUUCCAGGCCGUCAUCGCCGAGUGUGUGUUGGGCGGAAGCACGCUCGGGACACUGCAGACCCUCCUCAUUGCGUCGAUGAGCCACGAGCUCCACGGCCAAACAAACAUGGAGGCUGGGAGCGCAGUGUGGAACCGCUCGGGCUUGGCGAUCCGACAGGCACAGGAUAUCGGCCUCCAGAGGCUCACGCCGCGACACUGGAGACGGGACAUGUAUGCCGACCGCAUGCGGGCGUGGAUAUCUGCUGUUAUCCAGGACAGGUGGUUCGGCCUGUGCUACGGGAAGCCCAUCACCAUCAACCUCGACGACUGCGAGGACCCGUUCGCAGAUGAGGAGCUGCUCGCCACGCCCGACGGGUCGCACCGCUUCCACAAGGAGCUGUACAAGAUGUUUACGCUCGUCGGGCGCGUGUGUGAGACCAUGUUCCGGUACAAUGCCCCGGCGCGCUGGACCGACGAGACGCUGUACGGCCUCCUGGCCGACAUUGACGCGUACGCGGCCAACGUGCCAGAGGAGUACGCGUUCCACGGGCAGGCGACGAGCAUGCAGGGCGGGCUGUUGAACCUCCUGCAAUCAAUGGUCGAGGUGCUCUUCUUCCGGCCGUUCGUCAAGCUCAACCCCAAGAUCCCCGAGCACAUCACGUUCCGGCCGAAAGCGCCGCGCUGGUACGCGACGGUGCAGCGCGCGCGGACGGCACUGGCCUGGAUCGACCUACACGGCGACGUGCUGCUCGACUGCUGGAUGCCGAUCAAGAUAUCAGUUGUGUACUGCGCCCUGAGCCAGUACUACCACUUCCUGGCGGACAGCGACGGGGAGAGCCUGCGGAGCCUCGAGGGCGCAAUGCACCUCAUGCACCGGUGGAGCCACGGGCCGCACGGCAAGGCGCAGCUGCCGUUCCGCACCAAGGUGGCUGAUAUCGUCAAGGUGUUCUGGAAGGCGGCGCGCGAGGCCCAGCGUCGCAGGGGCGGGCGCGGACGCAGCGCAGGCAGCAGCCACCACUCGGACGACGCGAUGCACGCCGGCUACGACGACAGCCUGCUCGCUGGCGCGGCGGACACGCAGCAGCUGCUCCACCCCGACACGCUGCCCGCCGACCUUGAGCUCGAGAGCGAUGGCAGGGACAUGGUGGACGACUGGAUCCAGGAUCUCCUCCGGGGUCAGGACGAGGGCGAGGUGGUGUGA